Molecule: messenger RNA, 2895 nt
Organism: Oldenlandia corymbosa var. corymbosa
Lineage: Eukaryota; Viridiplantae; Streptophyta; Magnoliopsida; Gentianales; Rubiaceae
Source: the annotation of a GenBank genome assembly
CAGAUUAGGAGAUCCGCACACACAGUCACACACUAACGAUUUCAGCGAAAUGUCGACACUUUCCCCCUCAUUCCUCUGCACAAACCCGUUUUCCAAAAUUCUCCCUUUCUCUGGAACUCUACAUAUAAUGUCGACAUCCCAACUCCAUCCUCCUAAAUUCCCAAAUUUUGCACCAACUUUCUUCUCUCUCACCGUCUUCUUCUGCAACGGAGUCUCCCAAUCUGGGCCUGAUUGUAUUAAUUCUCUGCUUUCAUAUCAUAUUAAAUGAUCCCCCUUUUUUCAAUUGGGUCCUCCUCCCCAUCUCAUCAUGUCAUCAUCUUGUUUUCUUUUUUGAAACUUUGAUUUCAUCAUCAUCGAAGUUUCAGUGGAGGUAUAAAAAGGGUCGAUUUUAGUGGGUUUUUGAGAUUCGGGUUGGUUUGUUUUAGUUUUCUCGAAUUGCGAAAAUCUUCUUUGUCUCGGUAUUAGCGGACUACUGUUUUAUCCAUGUCAUUCUUCGAGGAUAUAUUGCCAAUGCUUGAGUUAACGGGAAUUGCAAACAAGACUCGCCUUUCUGCAGGUAAUUCAAAAGUACCUUUCUUUUCUGUGAUUUUGUAUUUCAAAAGCAGAGUGAAAAAGAGUAGGAGGGGGUCGGGUUGUUUUGGCGGGUGAUUGCGUCAUAUGUGAGUUAAGCAAACUUCUGUUUGGAUGCUGUUUUUGUAUUUAUUUUCCUCCCUGUAUGUGGUGUAAUGCUGUUUUCUUUCACUCAAAAUUCGAUCAUGAUUUUGUGAAUAGAAAAUCCAUUAGGCCUAGAAAAGUUCAUCUGCAGACUUGAAAAAAAGUUCCUUCUUGGUUCUGAUGUUUUCAUUUGGAGUUGACUUUUGCCCAUCAUGAGUCUCCAUUUUUGGAUAUUAACUGCCUUAACACAGUUAUAAGGAAUAGCACUGAAAUGGGAUGCAUUUGAAGGAAAUCUUCUUUAUAGUUGCACUUCUCCCCUGUCACAAUUAUAGUAUUGUCAUAAUGAGGGAAAGACGAUGCCUUGUCAUACAAUGCAUCCAUUUGACUCUCCCCAUAAAUCCAAAUAUACUUGUUUGAGAUCAUUUAGGAAAAGGAGAUUAGCUGUACCUUGGUUUGCAGACUUCUGCAAUUUUGUCAUCCCUAAAUAAUCAUAGCAGAAUUGUGGAGUAGCUUUUCCUGUUUUGUCAUUUACUGAAUGUCAAUUGUUCACGAAGCCAUCUUUUUAUUAAUUUUUCUUUUUGGGAUUGGAAAAAUGCUUUAGCUGGUAAUCUUUAAUGUUUUAACCUUUCUCGCUUUUGGGGCUGAAACGAAAAAUAGGCUCUUUUCUCCAGGGCCUGACUCAAUCAAUGUCGAAUGUCCCUUGUGGCGGGGAUACUGAUUUGGAGAGCUGCCGAGAUGAGAGCGCUGCGCUGAUUCUUAAAAUUGUAGCUAUCGCAUCAAUCCUUGUUGCUGGUGUAUGUGGGGUUGCUAUUCCUUUGGUGGGCAAGAAGCGCAGGUUUCUCGGAACAGAUACCAAUCUUUUUGUUGCUGCCAAGGCUUUUGCUGGUGGUGUAAUUCUAGCUACUGGUUUUGUACACAUGCUACCAGAUGCAACAGCAUCCUUGACAGAUCCGUGUCUGCCUGAAAUUCCGUGGUCAAAGUUUCCGUUUUCCGGUUUCAUUGCCAUGAUGUCUGCAUUGUGUACACUGUUGAUUGAGUUCAUUGGGACUCAGUAUUAUGAGCGUAAACAGGAGAAACAGAGCCAAAUCGAUCCAUCUCACUUGCUUGAGUCUGGUGGAAUUGUUCCAGCUGAUAGUAAGGGUUCAUCAAGGAAGGUAUUUGGGGAAGAGGAAGAUGGUGCUAUUCAUAUCGUGGGGAUGCAUGCACAUGCAGCACAUCAUAGGCAUAACCACCCUCAGGAGGGAGGAGCAUGCGCUGGAGGUUUGAGUGGGCAUGACCAUGGUCAUUCUCAGUCACAUCCACAUCUACAUUCACAUGGAGUUAGUGAUCUGGAUGACGAAAGUGGAAAGAGGCAUGUUGUUGUUUCCCAGGUUUUGGAAUUAGGGAUAGUGUCGCACUCGGUAAUCAUAGGACUUUCGCUGGGAGUAUCUCAAAGUCCAUGCACCAUAAGACCCUUGAUUGGAGCAUUAUCAUUCCAUCAGUUCUUUGAGGGAUUUGCUCUUGGGGGCUGCAUAUCUCAAGCUCAGUUCAAGACUCUCCAUUCAACCUUAAUGGCAUGUUUUUUUGCCGUGACAACCCCACUGGGAAUCGCAGUAGGUACCGGUAUCUCUAAGAUCUACAAUGCUAACAGUCCAAGAGCAGUGGCCAUCGAAGGCAUCUUCGAUUCCAUUUCGGCCGGAAUUCUAGUGUACAUGGCUUUGGUUGAUCUAAUUGCUGCUGACUUUUUGAGCAAGAGAAUGAGCUGCAAUACCAGACUUCAAGUGGUCUCUUAUAUUGCACUCUUCCUAGGGGCAGGGUUGAUGUCCUUGCUUGCCCUGUGGGCUUGAUCAUAUUAGGUGCCUUUUGGUUGAAAUUGUAAAUUUUGCUCGCUAUCACGUAUUAAUUUCAUUUUUGUUUUUUUAGAAAGUCCCAAUAAUAGUUUUGUUUUGAUGAAUGAAUUAGAUUUUUAUACAGUAGGUUAAUGCAUUUACAUAUUUUUCAAUUAAUGAAUUAGUUUGCUUUUCUGCAAACUCUGCUGUAAAAAGAAGAUUAAUGAAUGAAUGAUCAUUACUUUUGGGUUAUCAUGUUAAAACAACUUGGGUUCAAAUAGAUAAGGAUUAACAUUGUACAAUGAUUGUUAUCGCUUAUCAUAUUACACAAUUUGGGUUCAAAGUUUGACACCAAACUUUUCAGAUAAACUCUUAGAUUUAUUCUUAAAUAGGGGUAUUAAGGAACAAUGUUGUUAUCCUUUCAGUAUAUGGA